Microthlaspi erraticum is the source of this 1251-nucleotide messenger RNA. NCBI's taxonomy places the organism in Eukaryota, Viridiplantae, Streptophyta, Magnoliopsida, Brassicales, Brassicaceae. The record is from the annotation of a GenBank genome assembly.
AUGGGUGGUAAAGAUUCAAUCAGCAAUCUGCCGGAUGAGGUUCUAGGCAAAAUCCUGUCUCUGCUUCCGACAAAGCUUGUCGUCUCCACAUGUGUUCUGUCCAAGAGGUGGAGGAAUGUGUUCCCUCUUGUAGACACGUUCGAUUAUCGACCAACAACAAUUCCUGGAGGCCCUAGCUUCGUUUCUUUCAUGUACAAUCAUUUUUUACUCAAUCCUCCUCCUCCCAUCAAGAAAUUCUCUCUGACUUGUCAAUACGGAAAUUCCGACUUUUGGAUCCGAACUGUGUUGGAACGCGGCUGCUUGGAGCUACACGUGCAAUGCAAUCUCCCUCUUUCUAUUGAUAUCAGUUUCUUCGACACCAAUACAUUGGUUAAGCUCACACUAUCCGACGGAGUUCACCUGAUCGAUGUUAGACAGAAUUAUGAUGUUCGUGUUGAUCUCGAUCGGGCUCCGUAUUUCCCAUCGCUCAGAUCGCUUUCUCUUGGUGCAGUUUCGGUAGGUGCCGAUCUGUUCAAGCUGCUGAUUUGGCACUGCCCUGUCCUGGAAGAGUUAUUCAUACGUGAUGAUGAUGUUGAUGACCUGUCCACUUGGCAAGGCUUCGUUUCAAGUGAAUCCAUCAAGCGGCUUGUCGUUUCUGUUGUCAACCUUCCCAAUGACGCCGUUUGGCUUUUUACACCCGCCCUUGUCUUCCUUGACUAUUCUUCUUGUGUCCCUUGUUACUUCGGUGAAGUGGUUUUGGAUUCGCUUGUUGAAGCUAGACUGGAUGUUCGGUUUUGGGAGUCACCUACUGAUGAUGAUGAUGGUUAUGGUGACUUUGAUGGUGAUGUUACGAACCUUGUUGCGGGGAUAAGCAACAUUAAGAGCCUUCAUUUGUCUCCUAACUCUCUUGAGGGUCUUGUGCACAAGGUUACAAAUGGAUGUGGGGACGUGUGCCCUUGCAUCCCUAAUAAUAGGAAAAAGAGGAAGAUGAUGAUGAAGGUAGAGGUAGAGGAAGAGGAAGAGGAAGAGGAUGUGGAUGAUACGUCUUGUUGUUUAUGGAGCUGCCAAGUGAAGGUGCUUGAGAUUUCAAGGUAUAGAGGAAUGUGGAGAGAGCUUGAACAAAUGAGACACUUCUUGGGAAAUUUGAAAUAUCUUGAGACUGUCAAUAUUUAUCUUCAUCAAGAAGUGAAGAGUUCUAGCUACUUGCGAGUCACCAGCGAUCUAAAGAAGCUUCGCAGAAUUUCGCCAACGUGUCAGAUUCACUUCUUGUGA